Molecule: messenger RNA, 732 nt
Organism: Sclerotinia borealis F-4128
Lineage: Eukaryota; Fungi; Ascomycota; Leotiomycetes; Helotiales; Sclerotiniaceae
Source: the annotation of a GenBank genome assembly
AUGGACACCAAAUCGCCAUAUGGUUCUUCGGAAUCUUCGAAAGCAAAAAGCGAAUCAUUUACGAGUUCAUAUCCCGAAAGCCAAGCGCCGUCAACGUCGGGCUCAUCGGCCGCACAGAGAUUCCAACAGCAACAACAAGUGUCUUUCUUAGUUGGCGGAAAAACAUACCUCUUUCCUUCCAUAUUUGGAGUCUACAGAGACGGGAUGAGAAAGUUGUUUCUCUCUGAGCACCACAUUACCACGCCCUUCAUGUCAAUCGCCACACACACUGGUCUCUCUGGCGAGCCGUCGAUUGUUAUCUCGUCACCAACCGCUGUGAUGGCAACUGCCGACUUUCAUUCGUUUUCCUCCAAAACCGAUCUCGUAGUCGGCAAUACCUCAGCCUGUUUACAGUCAACCGGUUUCCUUUCAGCAGUCUGGGAUUUUACAUACACGUUUGAUGACGGACAUCAGGAAGUCUUUGAGUGGAGACGAAGCUCCGGAGAUGCAGUCGCCGGAUUGGGUGGAAGAAGUAAGGGUCACAAACUAGUGAGGGUAUCGAGUGGAGAAGUAGUGGCAGCGUGGACACAUCCUGGAGGAAUGAGCUUGGACAAGGUGGCGAAGAUUGGGAUUUUGGAUAGCGCGAGGGCACAUGGAUGGGGAGAAAGAUGGGAGGUUACGGUGGUGGUAGGAACGAUAGCACUUAUCGAGAAAGAAAGGAGAACGAGGAACAAUGCUGCUGCUGCCGCGUAG